Malaya genurostris is the source of this 2106-nucleotide messenger RNA. It is a transcript of the gene Smyd4-2, whose product is annotated as SET and MYND domain-containing protein 4. The transcript has 4 exons. The record is from RefSeq and is a predicted model, not a curated record. The coding region runs from base 106 to 2106 and encodes 666 amino acids. Lineage: Eukaryota; Metazoa; Arthropoda; Insecta; Diptera; Culicidae.
GAACGAAAACAUACCGCCUGUUCACCACUCUCUUCUAAUAAUAGCUCUCGGUCGGAGUUGUAAUUUCCACAGUCGUUCUAGUUUGCACCGAUCUACCACAGAAAAAUGGCCACCAUUGAUAACGAUCCUCUGUUUACAUCGCUGUGCAGCUCCAAAACCCUCCAAUCCCAGCAGGAAGGCUUUUUCAGUAGCUUCUACCAGACGGUAGCGGAGAAUUUCACCGGUAAAAACGAGUUCUGGUUGCGGGAUGUGUUCGGCAAAGUGCAACCCGGGGACGAUUGUGCAAAAUUGCAGCUGCUCUUCGAGGAUCCGGUGGUUUGCUUCGAGGUUCUCGGAACGUUGGAACACGUGAAACCGGUGUUUCGUGGGAAGGAUGCCAAAUUCAGCUGGCAACGGCGGGAACAGGCCCGAAAGUUACUCAACGAAGGCAAAGUGCAGCAAGCACUGCUCAUGGCCAGUCAAGCCGUCAUGAAAGCUCCUCCGCAGGGUGUCGAUCAACAGAUCGAUCAGGGAAUGUCGUUGGCUUGUGCGCUGUGGACGCGGUCAGAGGUGCUGAUUCGAGCAUUGGAUGGUCGGCGAGCGCUGGUGGAUCUGCAGAUGGCUGCCAAAGCAGGUUUUCCGGUGAAGGAAAGCGGAGAGUACUACGGACGGAUGGCCAAAUGUUACGCCUUGAUUGGUGAGCCGAAACGAGCGGAAAUAUCGGUUAAAUUGUUCCACCAGCUAUCCGGUUUAAACAAUUAUGCUUUGGGACGUCUUCGCGAAGAUAUCGAAGAUUUGAAAGUUCUUAAAGCGGAGGAACUCAAACCACAAAAUACGGAAGUGAAACUUCCACAACUGGCAGGUGGAACAAAUGAUUCUUUGAGCUGUGCUUCCGCAAAAAUUGCUCUCCGAGGAAGUCGUGAGAGCGAGGAGAAAGGUCAAUACAUCGUGGCCGCCGAAGAUUUGAAACCGGGUGAGACAAUCCUGGUAGAGCCGGCUUACGGUGCUUGUCUCUAUCAGAAGUUUUUCGGAACUCACUGCAAUCAGUGCUUUGCUAGAUUGAUAGCACCAAUGCCAUGCCCGGAAUGCUGUGGAGUAGCGUUCUGCUCGCCGGAGUGUCGCGAUCGUGCCUGCUCGGGAUAUCACCGCUUCGAAUGUCACUAUCUGGAUCUUAUGAUCGGUUCCGGAAUGUCGAUUCUGUGCCAUGUGGCACUGCGCCUAAUAGCUCAAGCCGGAACACCGGAGAAAGCCAUCGAAUUUGGAACCGAAAUACGGCAAGCCUUGUGUGCGCAUUGUGAGUUCCGCGAUCAGGAGGAUUACUUCCAACGGGCGCUGAUGGCUGCCUUUCUGCUUCGCUGUUUGCAGAAAGCAGAAUUUUUCGGUCGACGCAAAACAGAAGCUGCCGAACCAACGCCCAUCGAAACCCAGGUGGGUGGGGUGCUGUUAUUUUUACUUCAAGCGCUUCAGUUCAAUGCCCACGAGGUCUAUGAAACUAAGAUCACCGGCGAUCAUCGCAUCGACACGGCCAAAGUACAGUACAUCGGGGUGGCCGUUUACAAAACCGGUGCCUUGCUAAAUCACGACUGCUAUCCCGGAGUGUCACGAUCGUUUUUCGGAACGACCAUGGUACUGCAUACCAGCCGAGCGAUCGCCAAAGGGUCGGAAGUUCCGGAAAACUACGGAAUGCACUUUUUGCGUCAACCGAUGGCUUUGAGACAACGGAAUCUUCGGUCGCGAUACUGGUUCAAGUGCGACUGCAAAGCGUGCUCCGAGGAUUGGCCGGUGAUGGAGAAAUUAUCGGGCAAACCCAAGCUUCGCUGUCCUCAGCCGGGUUGCACCGGUGUAAUCAACUAUCCGCCCAAGAAAACCAUGACAGCCAAAUGCUGGAAGUGCAAGAAGAAUGUGGAACUUCAGGCGUCCAUCGGAAUACUUGAGCAGUGCGAAAAUAUCUACGCCCUUGGGGCGAAACUGAUUGAGGAAGAACGUACGACGGACGCCAUCGACUUGCUGUGCAAAGGAAUUUCUCUGUUCCACGGGAUUGCUGUUCCGCCGCACAAAUCGACCCACGUCGCCGAGGAAUGCCUGCGGGUUUGCUUUGCCGAUCAGGGCAGCGUUUAUCGAAUGUAA